This is a messenger RNA of Somion occarium, 1995 nucleotides long. Lineage: Eukaryota; Fungi; Basidiomycota; Agaricomycetes; Polyporales; Cerrenaceae. The record is from the annotation of a GenBank genome assembly.
GUGUGUGACGACUAUCCAACUGUAGGGCCCCGGCGUAGAACCAAGCGAAGCGUAUGCGGAAUAAUCUGCGGCGAAGUACAUGAAGAUAUCCGCCAGCAAUUCUGGAAGAAGCUUCGAUACAGGAAGGAGGUUAUUGAGAAGACGAGUCUUCGCCGCUAUAGCAUGCAGUUCCUGUCGAACGAUCUCUCUGUGACGGAAGAUCUCUUCUUCGACCUCACUGCGUCGCAUGCUAACCUGCAUUGUUGACACUAAAUAACUUCAGCUUUCAACAUGAUGAAUACGAUGAAUAUAAUUGCACCUCGUUCUUGUACUCUGAACCUAGGUGGUGGUCACUGGGAAAGAAGAAUGCUGUGGCCUUCGCGUCCACGUGAGCACUCUUCAGACGCGAUCGACAUAUGUUUUGGGCGCGCUCUUUGUUCUUGACCAUCAUCUUGUCCUCCGCACUCUACUCGACUUCCACUUUCUCCUGGAGAUUUUCUGAGUCAAUAUUAACAUGCUUUUAUCGCCUGCAGAACCUCCACCAGGAGCAUCACCAAAUUGUUCACCGUCAAAGGCGUCUCCGACGUCUAACGUCGUUCGACAAAGUCCUCCCUCGGGACGAAUUUUGGUUGAUCGUACCAACGGCAUAACACACCAUGUCUCUCAGGACAAAGCGCGCAACGAGGCCAACAGAAAAAGGUUCAGGAUACCCUCUGUUAUCCUUGACACCGAUUGCAUUUCAGACACCAUGGCAGCUCGCUUGGCAUCUUCUCUCAUUUCACAUGUUCUGUUUCUCAAAAGCCAGAUACCAUUUCCGGUCGCUCAACUUGCUCGUAUGCCCGGAGGACGAUCUAACAACCGCGCGGCCAAGAAACGGGAAGAUCUCAUAAAUGCUAUAGACACCCUAUCCUCCCACCUGAACACUACCUUUAUAGCUCUGUCGACUGCCUUUGCCCAUCGAGGGACAGAAUCCAACGUCUCCAGCCACACGAAGAUUGUUCCAGAAUACACUAGACCGCCUACUCAGGCACAUAUUGCUAUUGUCCUUGGCCCAAGUGUUGGUGCCGCAAAAGCACGAAUCAUGUUUAUUGUUGAUGGUCUGGAAGUCAAGAUAUGGGAUGCGAGGGAGCUGCCAAAAGAAUCUGCUAGUCGUUCACCUAGUCCUUCAAUCGCAGAUGGCGAUAAGUCAGAUUCCGAUUCAGUCACUGAGAGUGACGACGAGGUCGAAGAAUCAGACGGGGAAGGGGAGGACUCUGAGUUUGGGUCCCUACCACCGCUUUCCCGUUCGCCGUCUCCUUGUACUGAGGCUCAGUCGGAACCACCAUUCCAAGUUUGGUCAGAACCAUCCUCGCAACCUUCUUCGGCUCCCCUGCCUUCAUACAAGAAACGCGAACCUCUUCGUGACUCUCCUUCACGUUAUAGUACGCCUGGAACGAUGCCAUCUUCACACAUUUCUAAUCAGCCCAACUACGAGGAACAACAACAGACACUACGUGUCGCAGACCGGCUGCUCUCUCGAACCCUUGCAAGCGCCUGCGCAGAAGAUGAUGGCGGAAUGUCAUGUGAACUCGCACCAACUCAAAUGCAUAUCCUUCUCCGCGCACCAAGGCGAUUCCGCCACUCCGCCUGGAUACCACGUCAAAACCUGACUCGGUCUCUUGAAGGCACCCUGGAUUCAUUUCUUAAGGACUCGAUCGUGGAUGACGAUGCUCAGGAACCGAUACUCAACCAAAAGAAACGAGCUACUCGUAUAGGUGUCAAAACCGAGGGCGUCUGGGUAGGUUGCAAAGCCCAAACUACGCCUAUAGAUUUCUCUUCCAGUGGUGAUGGUCAAGAGCCUUCUAAUGAAGAUGACGAAAUGAUUUGGUGGGUAUGGGAUGGGAAGAUUGCUGGAUUCUCGGACUGGUGAACAUUUACUAGAACUCAACAACAUCGGACGCAUACGGUCAUGGAUACGGACAGGUUUCAUGUAUCAUACACAUAUAAGUAGUAUAAGUUAAAUAAUUCGGGCGAUUG